Molecule: messenger RNA, 1641 nt
Organism: Orycteropus afer afer
Lineage: Eukaryota; Metazoa; Chordata; Mammalia; Tubulidentata; Orycteropodidae
Source: RefSeq, a predicted model, not a curated record
AUGGCGCUGCGCGCUGCUGUGUUUGACCUCGAUGGAGUGUUGGCGGUGCCCUCGAUCCUCGCCGCCUUGGGCCUCGCGAGCGAGACCCUGGCGCUGCCUAGGGACUUUUUGAAAGAAGCCUUCUGGAAAGGAGGCCCAGAUGGUCCCAGUGUCCGCCUCAUGAAAGGAGAAAUGACCUUUUCCCAGUGGGUGCCUCUCAUGGAAGAAGAUUGCAAGAAACAUUCUGAAGCCUCUGGAAUCUGCCUCCCAGAACAUUUCUCUAUAAAGACAAUCAUGGAGAAGGCAGUUUCAGCAAGAAAGAUCAACCACUCCAUUCUUCAAGCAGUUCUCACUCUCAGAAAGAAGGGAUUUACAACCUGCAUUCUCACUAAUAACUGGCUGGAUGACAGUGUCCAGAGAGGCAGCCUGGCCCAGCUGAUGAUCGAACUGAGGCCACAUUUCGACUUCGUGAUAGAGUCAUGUCAUGUUGGAAUGGCCAAACCUGAGCCUCAGAUUUACAAGUUGGUACUGGACACCUUGCAGGCCAACCCCAAUGAGGUUGUUUUCUUAGAUGACAUUGGGACUAAUCUGAAGCCAGCUCAUGACUUAGGAAUGGUCACCAUCCUGGUCCAUGACACCAACACAGCCCUGAGAGAACUGGAGAAAGUAACCGGCCUGCAGCUUCUCAGCACUGGAACCCCUCUGCCAACCCCAUGCAAAUUGAGUGAUAUGAGCCAUGGGUAUGUGCCAAUAAAGCCAGGGAGCCAUCUGCACUUUGUUGAGCUGGGCACUGGGCCUGUGGUGUGCCUCUGCCAUGGCUUUCCUGAGAGCUGGUUCUCAUGGAGGUACCAGAUUCCUGCUCUAGCACAAGCGGGCUACCGGGUACUUGCUGUGGACAUGAAAGGAUAUGGAGAGUCCUCUGCUCCUUACGAAAUAGAAGAAUAUUCCUUGGAAGUGUUAUGUAAGGAGAUGAUAACCUUCCUGGAUAAGUUGGGUAUCUCUCAAGCAGUGUUCAUUGGCCACGACUGGGGAGGCAUGCUGGUGUGGUAUUUAGCUCUCUUCUACCCUGAGAGAGUGAGGGCCGUGGCCAGUUUGAAUACUCCCUUCAUGCCAAUGGAUCCCAAAGUGACCCUAAUGGAGAAGGUCAAAGCCAAUCCUCUUUUUGAUUAUCAACUGUACUUCCAAGAACCAGGAGUGGCUGAGGCUGAACUGGAAAAGAACCUGAGUCGGACUUUGAAAAGUUUAUUCAGAAGACAUGAUGAGGUGAGGGGAGGACUUCUAGUGGAAAUCCCAGAUGAGCCCACUCUCAGUAAGAUGAUCACCGAGGAGGAGCUCCAGUUCUAUGUGCAGCAGUUCAAGAAGUCUGGUUUCAGAGGCCCAUUAAACUGGUAUCGAAACAUGGACAGAAACUGGAAGUGGGGCUGCAAAGGUGUGGGACGGAAGAUCCUGAUUCCAGCCCUGAUGGUAACUGCCGAGAAUGACCAGGUGCUCAUUCCAGAGAUGUCCAAGCAUAUGGAAGACUGGAUCCCUCAUCUGAAAAGGGGACACAUUAAAGAUUGUGGACACUGGACACAGAUGGACAGGCCUGCUGAGUUGAAUCAAAUCCUCAUUGAGUGGCUGGAAAUGGAUGCCAGGGACCCACCAAUGGUCUCAAAGCUUUAG